GUGAGCCCCAAAGGUGUUGCAGUAGGCGUUGAACAUAUUGAUGAGUUAACUGAAUUUGCAUUGGAAAAUGCUAGAAGUUGGAUAAAUCAUAGUAAAGAAGCUCAAUCAGCUGGCAUAAAAUUGGGAGAACAAUUAAAACUUGUAACUGGUGAUGGUCGUCAAGGUUGGCCAGAGGAUGCCCUUUAUAAUGCUAUUCAUGUUGGUGCUGCAGCUCUAACUAUUCCUGAUGCC
Trichobilharzia szidati is the source of this 231-nucleotide messenger RNA. NCBI's taxonomy places the organism in Eukaryota, Metazoa, Platyhelminthes, Trematoda, Strigeidida, Schistosomatidae. The record is from the annotation of a GenBank genome assembly.